UGCCCACUCACCAGCCAGUGAAAUCCAUGGCAUCCACUCUGUUGCACUGCUGCAACUGUUAUGGAGGCUUAUAUGAUUGCCACAAACAGCUUCCAGAGCAGACCCUUCAGUCUUCCAAAGCAGACAGUAGCUUCCAGAUAUAGAAUUCAACAGAAUUCUUCAGUGAGCUCCAGAUCAUCCACCUUUGACUGGAUCAUCCAGCUAUCUAGCACGGAGACAGCUCUUUUAUAUUCUUCCACACCUGCCUCUACAGACGGUCAUUCCUAGGAGAUUUACAGAAGCCAUGACCCUGGAUCUCCUGUGUCUGGGCUUCACCUUGUUGGGGAUCCUACAAGCCCAAGCUCAGGAUCCCCCUCCAGCUCUGCCCAUGAAACCAUCUCUGUACAAGGUUCCCCUGAAACCUAACUUCCAGGAUGACCAGUUCCAGGGGAAGUGGUACACGAUAGCUGUGGCAGACAAUGUAAUGCGGUUUGAAAAUGUAACCCAGAUAAAUAUGUACAGCACCAUCUUCCAGCUGAAAGAUGACCAUAGCUAUGAUGUGAGCUCCAUUAUGUUCAGUGGAGAAGAUUGCCAACACUCAUUCAGAACUUUUGUCCCAACUGUACUGCCUGGCCAAUUCACCCUGGAAAAUAUGACAAGUUUUGAUGGAGUACAGAGCUACAUGGUGAGAAUGGUAGCCACUGACUAUGAUAGGUUUGCUGUCAUAUUCCUGGAGACCAUUUAUAAAAGCAGAAUAUACAUUGAAAUCAUCCUCUUGGGGAGAACCAAGCAGCUGAGUCCUAGAUUGAAGAAGAGCUUCUUCAAAUUUUCCAAAUCUUUUGGCCUCACUAAGAAGGACAUUAUCUUCACUGACCCUAUCGAGCAGUGCAUUGAUUUUCUCUGAAAGAGAAAGAGAAGUGUCUCCUCUGUCUACAUCCCAUGCUCAUUCUGACACUCACAUGCAAGGUACCAUCUUACCAGCCAACCACCUGCCAUGACAGUUGGAGAACUAGAAGACCUAAUAGUGCAGUAUUGCUUCUCCCAACCCCUUGCUGGCCACAACAGAAAGUCAUACCUGAUGGGACCCCUGUGGUCUGCUUAUCUGCUUAAUAAACACAAAG
Molecule: messenger RNA, 1100 nt
Organism: Cavia porcellus (domestic guinea pig)
Lineage: Eukaryota; Metazoa; Chordata; Mammalia; Rodentia; Caviidae
Product: neutrophil gelatinase-associated lipocalin-like
Exons: 9
Coding region: 284-883 (199 amino acids)
Molecular function (GO): small molecule binding
Source: RefSeq, a predicted model, not a curated record